UUCAUUCAACGGUGCAUAGGAGAACAGAUCGCAAUGAGUUUAUCGGGCAAAGUUGUUAUUGUAACCGGCGCUAGUUCAGGCAUUGGUGCAGCGACAGCACUGGAAUUUGCCAAGCAUGGAGCUAAAGUGACUCUGGUUGGACGAAAUGAGGCAAAUUUGAAGGCGAGUGUAGCGUCUUGCAAAGCAGCCAACAGCAAAGCUGAUUUACUACCCAUCAUUGCUGACAUCACAGUGGAUGCGAAACGCAUCAUAAACGAAACCGUUGAGAAGUACGGUCAAUUGGAUGUGUUGGUUAAUAAUGCGGGUAUUUUCGAAGUGGGCAACAUACUGGACAUAGAUGUGGACCAAUUCGAUAGAAUUUUUAAUACCAAUUUGCGUGCCGUCUUUCUUCUAACUAAACUCGCUGCACCACACUUGAUCAAGACGCAAGGUAAUAUCGUGAAUGUGUCCAGUGUCACGGGACUGCGUGCCUUCCCUGGCCUAUCAACGUAUUGCGCAUCGAAAGCAGCACUUGAUCACUUCACCCGCUGCAUUGCCUUGGACUUGGCGCCGCAUAAAGUACGUGUCAAUGGAGUAGGCCCCGGGGUUAUUGUCACCGAUAUACAUGCGCGCAGAGGUCUAACACCUGAGGGUGUGGCCGAAUAUUUGGAGCUUUGCAAGCAGACACAUGCGCUGGGGCGGGUGGGUGAGCCCAAGGAGGUGGCAGACGCCAUCAUUUUCUUGGCCAGUGACAAUGCCAGUUUUAUUACGGGCGCAGUUAUACCCAUUGAUGGUGGUAAACAUGCCAUGUGUCCGCGGUAGUGUAUAAGUAUUUUUGAAAUGUAAUCAAUUAAUUACAAUUUUAAUAAAUAAAUAAAUUGGAAAAAAUCAUUGCAA
Ceratitis capitata (Mediterranean fruit fly) is the source of this 876-nucleotide messenger RNA. Its product is annotated as 3-oxoacyl-[acyl-carrier-protein] reductase FabG. Bases 34 to 801 code for a protein of 255 amino acids. Gene Ontology annotation, molecular function: oxidoreductase activity. The transcript has a single exon. Lineage: Eukaryota; Metazoa; Arthropoda; Insecta; Diptera; Tephritidae. The record is from RefSeq and is a predicted model, not a curated record.